UUUUCCUUUUUUUUCCUGUUUUUUUUUUUAUCUUUGUCCCCCUCACACAUUUUCUUGGCCAUUAUGAACCGUCCAGCCCCUGUGGAAAUUACUUAUGAGAAUCUACGUUUCCUGAUCACUCACAACCCAACCAAUGCAACCCUCAGCAAGUUCAUCGAGGAGCUGAAGAAGUACGGGGUGACAACCUUGGUGCGAGUUUGUGAUGCCACUUAUGAUCAAGCUCCAAUCGAGAAAGAGGGAAUCCAAGUUCUAGACUGGCCGUUUGAUGAUGGAGCACCACCCCCCAGUCAGAUCGUGGAGGACUGGCUGAACCUUUUGAAAAGCAAAUUUCGGGAGGAACCUGGAUGCUGCGUGGCUGUUCACUGUGUGGCAGGCUUGGGAAGGGCUCCCGUUCUGGUUGCACUCGCUCUCAUUGAAUGUGGAAUGAAGUAUGAGGAUGCAGUUCAGUUUAUAAGGCAGAAAAGGAGGGGAGCUUUCAAUUCCAAACAGCUGCUUUAUCUGGAGAAAUACCGGCCCAAGAUGCGAUUACGCUUCAAAGAUGCCAACGGUCACUGCUGUGUUCAAUAAAUAAACACACAAAACACAAAAUGAUCUCAAAAGGAAGGCAGAAGUGAGCAGGGGGCUCUUCUGUGGACUCUUGGCACCUGGAAAUGUGAAUUUGGAAUGGAAAAAAGAAAAAGGAAAAAAAAAAAAUAAGUCAUCAAAUUAGUGGUGGAGUCAGCGUUCCUCAACCUCUGUCCUUAAAAAGAAAUAUUAAAUAAAAGGGUGAUGAUGAUUGAGAGAUAAAAAAAAAACCCAAAAUUAAAAAA
Molecule: messenger RNA, 809 nt
Organism: Parus major (Great Tit)
Lineage: Eukaryota; Metazoa; Chordata; Aves; Passeriformes; Paridae
Gene: PTP4A2
Product: protein tyrosine phosphatase 4A2
Exons: 5
Coding region: 64-567 (167 amino acids)
Biological process (GO): protein dephosphorylation; positive regulation of cell migration
Cellular component (GO): nucleus
Molecular function (GO): protein tyrosine phosphatase activity
Source: RefSeq, a predicted model, not a curated record